CUGUCGUACAAGCGUCAAGUGAAGCUAUGGCAUUUAGUGAAAGACAUUCGUAAAUUUAUGAGAAUAUUUAAAUGUUAGUGUUAAAUUUUAAAUAACUAUUAAUAUGAGUAGAUAUUACGAUUACGGUAACGCGAUAUCAUGUUGACAUGAGACGGUCGCACGUCAACAAUGGUUAAAACACGGUCUUCAGCGAGAGUAGGGAAUGCGGCUACGAGUGCUCCCGCUGAGAAUGGGACUUCCGAACUUAGAACACGUCUCAAACCCACUGAGAACGGACACCGCUCGCAAAAGAGCAGCAGUAACAAUAGGAACAAUCAGGCAUUACCGUCGAGUGGGUCUGGGCACGGCGCGGGUUCACAGGGCAAGGACCCACUGGCACCGGCGCUGCCCGGCUCCAGGAACAUGUACCAGCAUCCCGCAGUCACCGGGUACAACCCACAGGACGCCAGGGGCCAGGGCAUGCCCGUCACUGCGCGGCAGAACCCGAUGUACGCGGGGGGCAUGUACCACGGGUACGCGCACGGCGGCGCGGGCGCAACCCUCACGUCGAUGCCGUCGCCGUCGCCCACCGCGCCCCUGACCCCCUUUCCGGUGCAUCCUGAUGUUAAAUUUAAAAAGCUUCCCUUCUACGACGUGUUGGCGGAGUUGAUGAAGCCGUCCACCAUGAUGCCCAUGCAGGCGGGCCGCAUGCAGGAGGGCACCUACAUCUUCCACCUGACGCCGCAGCAAGCCACUGAGAUAGCAUCCGGGAAGGACAUAGUCGGGACCAGCAAUAAGCUCGACUAUGUGAUACAGGCACAACUGAGAUUCUGUCUUCUGGAGACGUCAUGCGAGCAGGAAGACUAUUUUCCACCUAGUGUUAAUGUUAAAGUAAACAAUAAGAUGUGUCCACUACCAAAUCCAAUACCCACAAACAAACCUACUCCGGAGCCAAAGCGGCCACCUCGGCCUGUCAACAUAUCGUCCCUAGUGAAACUGUCACCGACCGUAGCCAACACUAUCCAAGUGUCGUGGGGCGCUGACUUCACCAGGGCAUACGUUCUCGGUGUGUUUAUGGUCAGAAAGCUGACUUCAGCCGAGCUGCUGCAGAGGCUGAAGAAUAAAGGGACAAAGAAUCCGGAUUAUACUCGGUCAUUGAUCAAAGAAAAACUAUCGGAAGACUACGACAGUGAAAUCGCCACGACAUCGCUUCGUGUUUCCCUCAUGUGUCCCCUUGGGAAGAUGAGGAUGUCUUGCCCGUGCCGACCAGCCAACUGUCCACAUCUUCAAUGUUUCGACGCGUCACUAUUCCUGCAAAUGAAUGAACGGAAACCUACUUGGCUGUGUCCCGUUUGCGAUCGUCCGGCGCCUUAUGAUUCCCUGGUAGUUGAUGGCUACUUCCAAGAGGUGCUGACGUCCCCGCGGCUGGCGGCGGAGUGCAGCGAGGUGCAGCUGCACGCGGACGGCAGCUGGUCGGCGCACGCGCCGCCGCCGCGCCCGCACGCCGCCGCGCCGCCCGCCGCCGAGCCCGUCACGCUCAUACCCGACGACCUCGAAGUGAUACCAGUGGAAGGAGGCGGUGGUGGGGGGAAACGAGCAGCGGUGGGGGAAGCGCGAACGGCGAAACCCGCCGAAGCGGUCGUUGACCUCACAUCGGACUCCGAGGACGAGUUGCCUCUAAAGAGGAAGGUGCCACAACCUAAGUCCACACCGCCAGUUCCAGAGUCUUCAAUAAAGACAGAUGAUGGAUACGCGUCUUCCAAUGCGGAAGCGGUGUCGUCGAGCGGGUACCGAUCGCCGGCGGGCGGCGCCGCGGCGGCCGUCAUCUCGCUGGACAGCCCCUCGCCGCCCGCGCGCGCCGCCUCCCCGCGCGACCGCGCGCCCGAGCCUGACGGAGACAGGUGCACAAGCAACAACAGCGAGCGUGAAGACAGCGACGCUGCGCCCGCGCACUGGCAGCCUUACGCCGAGACUGACAACAAUAUGGACUCUUAUAGGAGAUACUGACUACGCGAGAAGAGUGGCCGCCCCUUGUACGCCAGCGGUCAUUCUUCAGAAGAGGAACAUGAACCGACUUACCCUGAGGUGCCACUGUUGCCACCUUGAACCAUAUAAAUCAGGCUUACAGGCUCUACUUAACUUUUACCAACCUACAAAGAACUAUGGAUAAGAUAGGUUUUAACGCGCACGUACCUUUUAAUUGUCAUGUUUUACGCCUAUGAGGAGCGGUCAUGCGGUAAAGAGGUCGCCAAUAAUAAUGUUCAUGCUAGUUAAAACCCGUGUUGUUUAUAGUAAGAGGUUGCAGAGCUAGCAAUUUGUAAGAAGAAACAAACUACUCAAAUUUCUUUUUGGUUGCGUGCGACCUGCAUCUCGAUUUCAACGCGCACAAUUUGGUUGCGUAGCAAAUUUUGAAUGUGAAAUCUAGUUUUUAUUGAAGUAUAAGUUUCUACAGCCCCAAGAGGCCAACAAAGCUUUUUCAGUCAUAGUUAAAAGUCCCAAAAAAUUUUGUCAAAUCUACCUAGAACUAAAGGAACCCUAAAUCUAUCUGUCAUUUAUAUAAGGAUCAACUGUGCUUCUUAAACUAUAGUUUGAUAAGAAUGACAGCAAGGUUUAUUUUGCGCAAUUUAGAGUUUUUUCUUUUUAAACUUUUAUUGAUAUUGGUCGAUCCUCAUUUUUCCAAAGUAACAAAAGAUUUCAUUAAUUUCAUGUUACGGUUCUGGCCCAACAUUCCAAGCAUAUGUAAUAAGUACAUCUAUUGCAAUUAUUGUUUAGUCAACGGCCCCCUUAUUCACGAACGUUGAGGAGACGUUGUCUUUUCUCUUUUUUGAUAACUUUAAUAAUAAAAUGUUUACAAGGCUUGUCAUAUCUUAUCUUCCCUAUAUAAGUUUCAUAAACGAUUCUGAGUAACCAUUCUGGUUUUUCAGUUUCAAAUACUAGACCACCCUGUUUUGCCAAACUUUGCGUCUUUGCGUUUGUAAAGAGGAAGGCCAGUAUAUCAGUUAUAUUUUAUGGAAUACAUUUUAAAACAAAGUAAAGUGAUCGUACGAUUUUCUAUCAAAUACUUAAAUGGAAUUAUUAAUAACCUGACCCGAAAUCACGUGUCAGGUUAGAAAUGACAUUGAUUUAAUAAAACUAUUGAUGUACAUAUACUUAGCUGCAUUGGUCUAAUUUAUAAGUUCAAUACGAUGACGAUGUUCGCGAAAUAGUAUUCUGAUGAAGUAAGUUUUUUUGGUGGAUUCACAGUGUUGAUCAUAAUUAAGUUCGUCGAUGAAAAAGUAAUAUUUAGUUUAAAUGCGCUGUUUAGGCGAGAUUUCGUUAGGUGGAGCGAGCGACCCGCCGAUGUUUUGUGAAUCCUUGUUCCAAAAAUAUUUAUGUUUGUGUUAUGUUGUAUUGAAAUAAAUAUAAUAUCAUAUUAAAAAAUAAGUUUUUUUAGAUUAAAGUUAGGUAAGUAAAUUUUAUACCACACGAAACACUGAAACUAUGACUCGCCUAACAUCGCAAGUGUACAGUUAAAAUUACUGUGCGGACCUCGGAAUCUAAUUUAUUUAUGUAGGUGUAGGCUAAUGCAAAUAUUUUGUACUAUAAUUCAAAGAACGAGCUGCUGAUGUCAAGAUUUAUGUUUCGGCCAUUCUUCCAACACGUCGAAAUAUGUAAGAAAUAACAAUACAUGUAAAUAUGCUCACAGUG
Amyelois transitella is the source of this 3666-nucleotide messenger RNA. RefSeq names its product E3 SUMO-protein ligase PIAS3 (gene Su(var)2-10). The transcript is spliced from 13 exons. NCBI's taxonomy places the organism in Eukaryota, Metazoa, Arthropoda, Insecta, Lepidoptera, Pyralidae. The record is from RefSeq and is a predicted model, not a curated record. Gene Ontology annotation, molecular function: SUMO ligase activity; transcription coregulator activity; zinc ion binding. The coding region runs from base 169 to 1986 and encodes 605 amino acids. Gene Ontology annotation, biological process: protein sumoylation; regulation of transcription by RNA polymerase II.